AUGGCUCCUUCACCGGAGUAUGAUAAGGAACCGAAAGCCCCUGAUAAACCUGUCGUAAAAAAAUCUUGUGACGAUACAAAAGUUCAAUAUAAUAACACUAAGGAUAACAUAAGCAUUUCGGAACAUCGGUCUACGACAGCGCCUGCCAACUGUGAUGUAGAGAACAAACACGUGGAGACCCUGGACGACGGACAAUUGCGCGCACUUCUGGAUGAAGCGAUCACAUACAAGUGUCCCAAAGAUCGUGAGGGAAAGAGCAGUCUGUUCAAGGAGCUGUUGGAGGAAGUGGAACAGGACGAGGAAGCGUGCGAAGCCGCCGCACUUGUGCGUCGCGGGGCGUGUGGGCGUCGCGAGCACCACGCCAGUCUACAGGACCUGGUGGCCGCAAUGGCCGCCGAACCCGCGCCACGUCGCCGCGCCCAGCAUCACGCCUCUAGCGUCUCUGCCAGAACUCAUCAUGGCGGCAGCUUACCUUCCGGCGUCGAUACAUCGUUCCUUCUGAGCGAGGAACCAGCCGGACGUGGUGGUUACUUGGCCACGGUGCGUUGCGUAAACCCACCACCGUUAGCUGAGCGACGUGUCUCCGCCAGCGACGCCAAUGCACCCAAUGAUAUUGAACUCGUGACGAGGCGGAGUAAAGCGAUGUUCCCGAUGACGUACACUGCGCGCGCGACCCUCGAGAUCGGCAGCGGAAGUGUGGGAUCGGGCCGCGCGGUCACCACCACCACCGCCUCCAACCAGGUGCGUACCACCACUCCCCGCAGCAUCAUGUUCCGACCGCCCAUCGCCGGACCGCCUCACAAGCUAUAUACAACAGACAAUCUCUUUAACCCCUAUUCCAAUCAAAACAAACUCAUGGACGCCCUCUGUAAACGCGAAGAAACCUGCGACAGUGGUGGUAACGCACCGAUGGAAUGCUAUAAAGAGGCUGAAACCGGUGGACAACAACUACCGCGCGGCUCCAACAUUCCAAACGGUUCUAAAAAAUCAACUAAAGACAGUAUUAAUCAAAGUGUCGAUACAGUGAGUCUGCAAUUAAAAAACAGUGUGAACAAGUGGUAUGAAAGCUUUGCUAGCUAUUACGAAACAAAUGAACCCACAAUUAGAGAUUUCGAGACCCAAUUACAUAUUGAUGAAACAGCAAUGCGCGGGCCACACGGUGAUACGUACAAUAAUGUUGUGAACAAAGCUGUAGAUAGUUAUAGAAAAAAUAAUAAAGGUACAAAACAGAAAAAGACAUCAACUAUAAGUAAAAAUACAAAUCUAGCUUCUAAUAUGAAAAGUAAAACUGAAAACAAAAACAGGGUACAUUUACGUGAUAAUAAUGAAAGUGAUAUUAGUCUAAGAAAUUUUUAUAGGGAGAGGGCGAAUAAACAGUUAGUUGCGCCGGAUGUAGCAAUGUUAGUAAACCCAAGAAAUGUUAGAAAUUUGACAAUAGGCACAUCUCGUUCCUUCGGAGAUCUAAAUGCACAAUGUUGUACUAAGGAAGAAUCGAACAUAGUAACUUCAAAGAGUCCAUCAUCUAAUCGGCAAUUCAAACAAAUAAUUCCCUCGGAUGUUACAAAUUGCAAAAGAAUCAAAAUUAAAAAAACACCUAAACACACGACAGAUAAAUCUAAUACAGAAGCUAAUGAGGUUUUAGCGACAAAAUCUUCAUCAUUUCCCAGCAGCAAUGAGUUAGAUGGUUCGAAAAUCAAUAUAGAUAAUUCGGAAACUUUUCAUUCCUUUCCCAAAUUUAAUAAGGAAAUAGAAGAGUUGCCCGCAACUUUAGAAAACAUAUCGCCGAUUACAACACAGAACCCUAAAGUCGACAAAGUAGAAGAAAUCUCGCUUACUAUUGAAGAAAUUUUAAUAUCUAAUUCUGUACAUGAAUACGGAAAUAGUGCACAACCUAUUGUUUUAAACGAUAUGGAGAAUGACACGGAUAAGACUAGAAUUUCCACUGGCGAUGUAACUCCUAGUAAUGAAGCCCCUAAUAUGACUGAUAUUGAAGAAAUAAAACGCGAUGAUAAAUUGGACGAAGGUAAUAAAGGUGAUAUUUUAGAAAGAUUGAUAAAAAAGUUGGAUAUCUCUGAAACAGAUUGUAACGAACACGUGCCUAGAAGUGAUGACGUUUCAUAUUUGGUAUUACAAGAUAAUCUGAUGAUACAGCUUAAAUCGGAAUACGAUGAUAAGCCGAUCAAUUUAGCUGAUCUUCCUAACAACUCCUACCUUUUUGUAACGAUCCCCGAAGAUCUUAUGCAAUCGUUUAACACGAAUAAUGAAUCCAUUACACUAACUGAAAUCGAAAACAACAAUAACACUGCGGAAACUAAAGAUAAUAAUAAGCCUACCGGUAAAAAAUCAAAGAAGAAAAAGCAAAGGAAAGAAAAACAGAAAACGAAUUCAAAAAACAGCGCCUCCGUUAAUCGUGUCGAUAAUUCAGGCAAAGACAAAUCCACUGUAUCUCCUAGCGAGCCGGAGGUUGAUUCCGCUAUUCCAUUUAGUUGCAUCACUACACCCGAGGUUGUGGCGAGUUGCAAUACGACGUCAACCACUCAGUCGAUGGUCACCGUCGACCCGAAGCCGUUGCAGUUGGAAUCGUGCUACCGCGCCGUGGCGAGUCUCACAGGCGGCGCGUGGCAUCCAGCCGGCGGACCUUCGAGCGACGCGCCCACAGCACCCCCGGACCCCGCGUGUGUCUCGCAGCUGGCCCGCAACGUGCUCACCACGACCACUUUCAGCGGGUUGCCACUCGCUCGUCCCAAUUAUGGCUCCACAGCUUGCUCCUCCACCGACGAGUACAAGGUGCCUAUACUCACUGUGCACUACCGUUUACAGAAAUCUCUAGACGAAAACGGCAAUGCGGUACACGGGUUCAGUUCGCCCGUAUCGGGCUCUAGUCAACAUAAGAAACCGAGGCGGAAAAAGUCGUCGAAAAACGAGACCGUUAUCAAGUCGCACCAGAUCGACGGUUACCAAGGCAACAAGGACCUCAACGAAGUGUUGCGCUUCAUCGAGUCCAACGCGGAGGGAGGGCGCGGCCCCAAAAUGCGGGCGAAGCACAAAGACGACGCGGACGACAAAGGGAAGAAGCGCUGCUCCGAGCGCCGCAAGGACAAGGAGAACAAAAUAAAGCGCGCUUCUUCCCUCGAAGAGCUCUCCCGCACCAAGCUGGAGGACCUAACGGACAAGCCGGCGGCACGUCACUGGCCGACCGCCCCGCCUGCGAAGCCUGAGCGCCGCUCCUGGGGAGACGACGCCCGCGCCGCGCUUCUGUCCGACGAGACUGAGCUUACUGACUUCCAAACGGUGACCAAACGUCGCAAGGCCCGACGCCGCACCGACGAACACGACCCCAGCGGCGACGCGAGAACGCCUCGCACUCUGCCGUCGCGCCGACUCUCGCCCUCCGAACGUAGUAACGACUCUAACGACGAUAUGGACUCUGUGCAUUCGCUGCCCGCCGACGCGCCGCAGAGCCGCAGUAAAACCACGCCCAGUGCCGCGACGCCGGCGGCGCCCCUUCCACCCACUUCUGCUGCGGUGCACGCCUCGUAUGCGGACAUCGCCCGCACGCGUCAUAACAUUCCCGAUCUGAUCGAAUCCUGCAACUUUUACUCCGAAGGCGAAAGUGAACUCAAGGACCAAGAGGUGCCCAAGGCCCAGGCGGCAGCGCUCACCACGGAAAGCAUGGAGGGCUACCCGGCGCUGAACGCGAGGAAGCCGCGGGAUAAGCCUAUCCAAUCUUUGGUCAGGAGCCAGCGCAAGGAACGCGCGGAACCGCGGGCAAUGGAGCCCGCGCCCGACGUGGUGGGCGAUCGGCGGCCACCUGUUAUUCUAUUGGACUCCGCUGCGCGACCGGGAGAUAUGGACGGGGUGACCUUCGGCUUUGACAUCAAUGAACAGCUCCUGACGGGUGGGGUGAGACGUGUGCGUUGCGACCUCUUACGUGACGCACCAGAGGAGGGCGUUACUGUGCUAGCGGGAUACACUGCUCUACGCUUCGUGCCCCCGCCCCCGCCGCGGGACCCCACGCACCUACAUCAGAUCAUAGACUAUGUGGGCUCAGCCUGGGAAGACACGGUCCGCUGCGAGAGUGGUAAAGUGCGCUACUUUAGCGAAUAA
Leptosia nina is the source of this 4107-nucleotide messenger RNA. The record is from the annotation of a GenBank genome assembly. NCBI's taxonomy places the organism in Eukaryota, Metazoa, Arthropoda, Insecta, Lepidoptera, Pieridae.